Messenger RNA from Hyalella azteca, 1816 nucleotides. RefSeq names its product glucoside xylosyltransferase 1. NCBI's taxonomy places the organism in Eukaryota, Metazoa, Arthropoda, Malacostraca, Amphipoda, Hyalellidae. The transcript has 8 exons. Bases 316 to 1458 code for a protein of 380 amino acids. The record is from RefSeq and is a predicted model, not a curated record. Gene Ontology annotation, biological process: protein O-linked glycosylation via N-acetylgalactosamine. Gene Ontology annotation, molecular function: UDP-xylosyltransferase activity.
UAGAUUGAAAACCAGAUUCAAGUUCUUGCACUGAAUUGAAUAUCGAUAAAUAUGAUGCAGCAUGUGCGAUAUAGACAAUUCAUACCUCUAUAUAAUCUGAACCCUUCUGGUAUCUAUGAAUCUCAAAAAUUACGAAUUAAAAUUACAUAAUUGUAAGACCAAUGUUCAUUCUCUUUGAAAUUUAAUCCAUAGAACGGAAGAUGGCUGAAUAAGCUGGUGAACGCAAAUGUGACCUUUUUAAAGUAUUUAUUUCGAGGCCAUCAUUACAGGAUCUCGCGGCUAUCUGUGUGAUUUUCGAUAACCAAAAUACGGGAAAUGUUAUACAGACUUUGCCUGAAGCGCAGAGAUGCGCUGCUGUUUCUGGUGCUGUGCGGUCUGGUGUGUCUGCACCUUCUGCUGGACGAUCAGCCCGCUGCUGGUCUGCUGGACCACCAAGACGAUCUCCAACCACUGCCCAAAGAGGUAGUCUUCCUACUCAUCUUGUGCCAAGUUGACGGUCCCGCGGAAGGCCACGCCAUGGCCAGCGCCGUGACUCGCCAGCUGCAGCAGACGCGAGUACUGCUCACCUCUGCGCUGGCGCUCACUGCUACGCGGCUCAGGUUCAUAGUGGUGGCUGACUCAGAGGAGCUCUACUCGAAACUUGUCGCUUUGAGUACCGACUUCCCGCCUCAGUAUCGGGAUAAACUGAGUUUCGAGUACCUGCCAGUGUGGUACCCAAAUGAUCGCCUCUACAUGAGAAACAUGUUCCGUGAGUGUGCCACGGAGAGGUUGUUCGUGCCCGCCAUGCUACCAAAAGAAGAUGCCAUUAUUUACAUCGACACAGACUUCGUGUUCUUGCGGCCGCCCGAAGACUUGUGGGCGCACUUCCAUAAGUUCGACUCUGUGCAGGUGGCAGCCAUGGCACCUUGUCUCUACCAUUACGGCACCAGCAAGAACAGUCAGGUUCCGUUCUACGGGCCGACGGGCCUGAACGCUGGCGUGAUGCACAUGAAUCUCACGCGCAUGAAGAGCUUCCCUGACGGCGGCUGGCUUGAGGCAAACUUGCUGGUCUUUGAUAAGUGGAGAGACGCCAUCGUGCUGGCUGACCAGGACAUCCUCAACAUCCUCUUCCAUAAGCACCCAACGCUGCUGUACGAGCUGGGGUGCGAGUGGAACUUCAGGCUCUUCCAGUGCCGGGACGGGGAGAACGCGUGUCCGGCGGCCGCUGCUGAGGGCGUGGCGCUCCUGCAUGGCAAUGCACUCACCUUCGCUACCGACAGGGAGCCCAAAAUUAAGGCGGUGUACGAUACCUGGGACCAGCACGAGCUUGGCACCUCCAUCGCCGCGCUGUACGCGAGCCUGCGCCAGAACCUCCGCGAUGCGACCAUAUCUGCGCAGGGCUGCUCCAUGCUCCCCGACAUUGAUGACGUCUUGAGCCUUCAACUUCUGAGCUUUUUGAAACGAAAAAACGCUUUAUAAUAUGUAAAUUACUGUAUAAAAUUAUGAAAUAUCCAAAGAAACGAACGUAUUGUUAGUUGUAAGAUAGUUUUAAAUACAGUGAUAUUAUGUUUUUGAGAAUAUAUUUUCUUUCUGGCAAAGUUCACUAUUCACUAUAAUAAGGUUUUACGAUAUUUUACAAUAACCGUAGGCCUCUGAAUUGUGCACAUCUUAGAAAAUGUGGUAUUUAUAUCAGUAAUUCAUGUCAGGUGAGAGAAUAUUAACUGUUGGUUAGAUACUAAUGAUUUGUAAAGGCUCAUUAAUUUUGAACAUUUAAUUCGAGGUGGAACUGAUACAAAUUUGUCGAUAAAUUUGGUGAUAAAUAGGUAGAAAUGCAAUU